CAUUUAAAAUGGCUCUUUGACACCCAUACGAGCUCACUGUCUCAUGGCUGUCUGCCAUCUCCAGGACUGCAAUUCUACACCUGUGUCAGUUCAGUAAUCACAGCGCUUCAAAACUCCAUUCCUCCUUUUUUCUUGUCCUGUUCAGUCGAAUUGAGAGUGUCUUAAACUCCCAAUUCAUUUCCAUUCAGGACUGGUUGGGUGAUCGCACGUUACAAUUUCAAAAGGGUAGUAGUGAAUUGUGGUAAUUAUGGUGUAGAAAGUUGCUGAGGCCAAUUGUCUUAGCACAUACAAGCAUGCUUGCGCUGGAAGUUGAGGCACGCUUUGCGGGAAUAUUGGUAAUCAUUUGUAUAAAUCUUAUGUGGACAGUGGAAAGUUUUGUGCUUCAUGUGCCUGUGGUAAUCAGCGGCAGUCAAGACCUGCUGAGCUAGUUUACUUAGAGUUGCAGGUCUCAGUUAAUUGUUUUUAACUUCAUUUGGAAAGUUGCAAUGACACGAGCACGCAAUGUUGUAGUUGCCGCUGGCUUACUAGCUUUUGCAGCUGCAGGCUUAGCAUUUCCAUUUUAUAUGGCGACAUCUAAGGGACCUGUGAUUGACUCAUCUAAGCCACUUCCCCCACAGGCGACUUUCCGAGGGCCUUACAUAAAUACUGGUUCACGUGAUGUUGGACCUGAUCAUCAGACUUACCCAAAGAAAUGAUUAUUUUCCUGGAAUAACUGGUGUUGGCUGUAAGUAAACUGUCUGCUCAUUUGUGCACUGUGUGACUUGAAGAUGUGUUUGAAAUUGGGCACUCUUUUGGACUAAUGGAUGUCCCUUUGGAUACUGGCCUAGAAAUUCGCUUAGCUCCCCACAGCAAAAUGAGUAAUAGCUUGUUUUUUUUUACUCAUGGAAAAAGUAGAGAAUAUCACAUUUAUUAUUUUGUAAGAACUCAAAUGUGAGAAGUAUGACAAAAUUAUCAGCUUCUGCUUCCAUUAUCUGAAGUGGAAUAUAAAAUUGAUUGUGUGCAAGUUUUCCGGAAUAUUUUAUGCUUGGAGGCGCCAGGAUAAUCUUGUCCCAGUGCACUUGGUAAGAGUUCCUAUGGUUGCAGCUGAUAGCUUGAUCUGUAUCCUUCAGUAUACAUUUAAAUCAAAAACUUUGUUUUGCUUUUCUCUGUUGAAAUCAAGGACAUAACAUGAAUAGAAAAAGAGAAAAGAUGGAAAAAUUGAGCAUUGAGCAACUGAUGAUGGGAGGCUUGUAGUGAAUUUAAGUCAUUUGUUAUUUGGUGGCCUCCUGGUCUAACAAUGCACCCAAAAUGCCUGUUCUUAUUUCUAUUAGUGUGCAACUUUUAAAUAUUGCAUUGUAGGUAAAAGUGCUCAAGGAGUUGUUUGCCCAUUUGACUGAUGCUACCCAGGUGUGUUUGAUAUUUAUGGCCAAGGAAUGGUUCACAAUUUUUUUCAAUCAAUGUGUCCAUAAAAAGCCUUCUGAGCUGAUGAAGCCUAGGAUUUGUGUGCAAGUUCUCUAAGGGUGGAUAACUAAUUAUCUGCCUCAUGCUCAUGUUAAUUUUGGAAGUUUCUGCUGAUGCAUUUUACCGUUGUGCUCUUGUCCAUUUUAGAAGUUUCUGUGGAUGCAUUCUUGUUCCUUCAGGUUUUCUAGUUUUAUACAUACAAAGCUUGCCCAUUCUGUCAAUUUAUUGCUUCACGGUUUGCUGCCUGUGCUCUCAUCUUACUACCAUCACUUCUUAAAGAGAAAAUUGUGUAUGUUGUUCUAACAACAUUUAUAUCUUUAGUGAAAGAGGAAAAUUAUGCUAACCAAUUCUUGUGAAUGCCUUUGCAUCGUAUCAUGGCUCAUGGGGAUCAUUAGAUCUCAUUCUUCUGCUGAAUUAUAGAUAUAGAGUCAUGAAUCAACUGUUUGACUUUUUGGAGACUUUGUGGCAUCAAUUUAUUAAAUCAACAUCUCACAGAAAUUUUUGUUACCAAAAUUUUCCUCAACACUAUUCUAGGUGUUCCAACUCAUCAUUAUUCUCCCUCUUUUAUAUGGUUCUUUUUUAGAUGCUGAUGAUCCUUCCCCCACUCCUUUCAUUUGCCUGUUCUUCAUUAACAUACCACUCUCUCUAUAGUUAAGGCCAUGCCUAUAUUAUUUAAGUUAUGCUCCAGGUAGUUUGGUGGAUAUGUUAAAGUAAUCAAUAUCCAUAUCUAGGGCUUGAAGAGUUUUGUUUCCUUGGACCACUCAUUUAAUGUAAGUUAUCAGUUAUCAGUUUCCAUUAUUUGGUUUGUAAAUUGCGUAGGCCAGAGGGAAGAAAGGUUAUUUACCCUAAAUUAUUCUUCUGUUUAUUUUGACUCCCUGAAAAACAUCUUCAAGGGCUGUUUCACUUAUGAAGUUUGCCAAUUUUC
Molecule: messenger RNA, 2365 nt
Organism: Theobroma umbraticum
Lineage: Eukaryota; Viridiplantae; Streptophyta; Magnoliopsida; Malvales; Malvaceae
Source: RefSeq, a predicted model, not a curated record